GAGUUGUCCCUUCCUCCCUGCGAGUAGCACGGCCCGACAGUGCGCCGGGAAAAGCCUUCCGGCGGGGAGAGGCGGCGGGGCCGCGCCGUGCCGUGCCGGCGGGGACAGCGCGGGAGGCGCCAUGGCGCUGCCCGGUGGAAAUAAAGAUAACAUUAGAGCGGGAUGCAAGAAAUGCGGCUACCCUGGUCAUCUGACAUUUGAAUGCCGAAACUUCCUCCGAGUGGAUCCUCAAAGAGAUAUUGUUUUGGAUGUUAGCAGCACUAGCAGUGAAGACAGUGAGGAAGAAGAACUACAGAGAUUGCAAGCCAUGCGUGAGAAAAAGAAUUUAAAUGAGGAGGAGGAAAAGAAGAAACAAAAAAGAAAAAGCAAAGAAAAACCAAAAUUAAAGAGACCAAGGAAAAGGUCUUCCUCAUCAAGUGCUGCUGAAGAGGAUAGUCCAAAGCCGAAAAAACAAAAAUCACACAAGAAGGAAAGGAAAAAGGAGAAGAAGAAUAAAUCUAAGAAAGGAAAACAUCAUAAAAAGGAAAAAAAGAAGAGACGAAAGGAAAAAAGUUCAUCUUCUGACAGCUCAGACAGUUCUAGUAGUGACUAAUGUGCUGGCCUAUUUUUGCUCUCACUUCUAAAGUGGGAUGAUUUUCCUGUUAAAUCUAACCUAUUUAUGCUUUGCAAUGCUGUUGUUUUAAAAUGAUAUAUAUUUUUUGAAGAAAUCUAUUUGGAAAUGUUAGUGCUUCAAAUUAUUAAAUGAAACAUUUUAAAAAAACCCUCCUAUUCCCGGUUUAUUAGAAUUCAACCAUGCAAGUUGAACUAGUUUUUCGACUUAGUUCAGUUGUGAUCAGUUGUGUUUUCAAUCCUUUACAUUAUGAUAUAGCACACUUUAAUUUGCAAGUCUUUGUGUUAGAAGAUUUGGAUGUAAAUAUGCUUAAUGUUGGAAAGGCUAAAUCAAAUUUAGAAAUGUUUGAAUUAUUUGUUUUUAAUUCCUUAAAUGUAUAUGUUUUGCAUAACAUUUUCUAUUUACAUGUACUAAUUGGUAAAUGCAAAUAUGAAAUAUCAUUCAGGCGCAGAAGUGGAGAAGGAAGGGGCAAUGAGAAACUAAUAAAAGUUUGCUCCUUCAAAAUAACCUGAAAUUGAUCUACUGAUAGAUUUUUAAAACAUGUGAUUUCAAUUUUUUUUUGGCAGGAUCGCUGUGAGCAAAUUGAAAACAAACAAAAGUAAGCACCUGUCAAUUUUGAAGUCCUUUCCUUCUGCCUAGGUUCUGUUCUUUUGCAAUUGCAGGCAUUUCAUCUAUGUGAGACAGAUUAAGAAAUACCAUUUCUUAAUAGUAAAUGACUAUCCAGCAAGAUUGUUUACAAAAUUCUUAGUACUAAAUUAAAAUAGUAUGCAGUUGUUGAUAACUACAUGAAUCUAAACAGCAAAUUUGAAGACUAAAUCUGACAAAAAUCUUGAAGUCUAUUCAUUCUAAUAAAACUCCCAUAGAAACAUUAUUUUCCUCUUGUGGGAGGUGAGCAUCUAUUAUGUUGAAGUUGGUAACAAUUCACCAUUUGCUGUCAGGGGAGUAGUCUUUAAGCAUGUCAAAAUUUCAUAAGUCAAUUAUGAACUGGAUUUCAUAAAAAUCCAACUCAUACCUGGUACCCCAGUAGCAUACAGCUGAUAAGUAGCACCUGCAUUGCAAUUAGACAUAUAGAUGGUAAGUCGCAUGCGGAUCAAGAGAUGAGGAAGAGCAACAUUUAAGCUUUCUUAAGAGUGAUAUGCAUUUCCUGUAGAUCUAACUCCUUCCUUCAAAUACGUAUGUCCCAGAUGAGUAUCCUUUAUUAUUGGCAAUUAUUGGACAACUCCACUUGCAUUGUAGAUGCUGUGGUAGGGAACAUUAAAGACAAAUACUCAUGGAAGCCACAAGAAGAACAAAGAAAAAUAAUCACUAACCUCCUCCAUUGAUCUGUCAGAGGAUGUUGAGUCCUUGCAUCUGCUCUUUUCUUACUGGAUUUGGUCUGGUCUGUAACUUUCAUUCAUACAUCAUGAUUUCUGGGAUGGGCUUGGAUAACUAAAGAAAGACUAGACCCUUUAAUUAGCUAAUGACUUUACAUAAGAUUAUAAAGCAGCAUAGUGUAAGGAACAUUUUUUUUAAUAAGUACUAAUGUAAAGGCUUUGGCUACCUUGUUCACUCUUGUCUUAGUGCUGCUGUAACUUAAUAGAGCUUAUUUUUAACUGGGUCAGUUCUCUAAGUCAUUCUGUGGAGGGCAACAGAGGAGUUGUGGGCUACCUAAGCCAGUACUGUUAACAAAGGAAAGGCUUAAUUAAGCCACAAAUUAAGAGACAACUCUUCCACACCCUCACACCCUCCUCCCUCCCCCCCCCCCUCCCCAAAAUUUCUUAAUGAAAUUGGAAAGGUUACUGCAGUUAGGGGAUUUCAGAGCUCGUGUAAUUUUUCUAUGAUCCUAUGUUGGCAUGCCACCUCUGGAAAAUGGGAUUUUGUACUUCGUUUCUUGAUGUUGAAAUUUUCAGCUAAAGGCAUGUAACUGAAGGUAAAUUUUACAGCCUUCUGUACCAGAAUGGCCGAGAAGUUUACUGAGGAACCCUUAUUAGGGUGAGUAUUUCUCUACACAGGCUUAUAAUUUGUUCAUCAAAUUAAUUACUAAAUUAGGGAAGGGGUAAAAUCAGAAAUGUAACUCAUAUUUUAGUAGUGGUGAGACAGCUCUAAUUGUUGAAAUCAAGUCUGUCUAAAUAGUAGUGUGAUUACCUUUUCUGUAACAUUACAGCAGUCCUGUUUACAAUGGUAUUUCAUAAAGGUAUGUAAGGUGUGAAUUUCAAUGUUCACAUUUUUCCACUUGUUAAUAAAUGUUAAUAGAGUGUUUUUCAUACUCAGAAAAGGCUUUUAUAAUUUGAUCAAUUUAAAUAUCACUAUUGUCAACAUGUAUUCCUUUAACAAAGAGAAUAUCAUGUAAUUUUGUUUUUCAGGCUAUAUUUCCAUUUUAUUUGCAAAGAUGUACAUUAAAGUCUAUAGGUUUUGCCACAGAAUUAAAGUGCUCAAGAUUUCAGGUGUAUUAGAUGACAUAUCAAGCAAAUGCUACAAUGAACAGUUCUCUGCCAAGCUAAUGUUUGCUAAUCUUUAAAAGGUAAUAUUAGAAUAAAUAUAUUUUUUUCUUA
Molecule: messenger RNA, 3141 nt
Organism: Oxyura jamaicensis (ruddy duck)
Lineage: Eukaryota; Metazoa; Chordata; Aves; Anseriformes; Anatidae
Gene: SREK1IP1
Product: SREK1 interacting protein 1
Exons: 5
Coding region: 122-592 (156 amino acids)
Molecular function (GO): zinc ion binding; nucleic acid binding
Source: RefSeq, a predicted model, not a curated record